AUGCAGCUGCUAAGGUUGGGAUUCUUCCUGGACACGCGCAAGGCCCUGGUUGUGAAGGGCCAGGCCCCGAUGGCAGCCAUCGUGGGCUGCUCGGACUCCCGCGCCCCUGUGGAGACGAUCUUCGAUGCCGGCCCGGGAGACCUGUUCAUCCUCCGCAACGCGGGCAACACCUGUACUCAUGCAGAAGGCAGCAUUGUGGGCAGCCUCGAGUUCUGCGUCGGCAAGCUGGGAUCGCGGUUGGUCGUCGUCAUGGGCCACACGAACUGUGGAGCCUUGGCUGGGGCUGCAGGAACUUACCUGGGCUCGAAGGGGUCCGAAGAGACCCAGACGACGAGCACUGCCCUGGAAGGCUUGCUCCAGGGCCUCACGUCGGUGGCGUCCCAGGCCGCGGAGGAGAUGGGCGGGAAGCCUACCGCCGCUGAGCUGGCGUCCUAUGCCGUCAAGACCAACGUCUUCGCCACCAUCAACUUUUUGCUGAAGUUCAGUGAGCCCAUUCGAGAGUUGGUUCGCAGUGGCGCGCUGGAGAUUCAAGGUGCCGUGUACAAGCUGGAGACUGGCGAGGUGGAAUUCCUCGGCCGCUCCCCGAAGCAGGCCGAGCUGCUGUCUUCGAAGAUGUUCCUUCCGCCUUCCAUGGCCGGCACCUCGGAUGCGGCGGUGCUCUUGGGCGCCCAUGGCGUGCGCACGCCGGAGGACCCGCCGAUGAAGCCGAAGGAAGCCCUGCGACUGCUGAAAGAAGGCAACGAGCGCUUCGCCGUGGGGGCACCCAUUGCGGGGAAGGUCGAUGCCCAGAUGCGUAAGGCGCUCGCCACCGUCGGCCAGGCCCCUCACACGGCUGUUCUGGGAUGCGCCGACUCUCGUGUGCCUUUGGAGCUGGUUUUUGACACUCUGCCCGGUGACCUCUUCGUGCUCCGCAAUGCCGGUAACACCGUCGUCCACUCGGAGGGAAGCGUUCUCGGAAGCCUGGAGUUCUGCGUCGGCGCUCUGAAGUCCCAGCUCAUUGUGGUCCUGGGACACACGGCCUGCGGCGCCAUGAAGGGCGCCGUGAAGGACUACCUCGCCAACAAGGGAACCACUCGAGUAGAGGAAACCAGAAAGUCUAUCUGGGUAGUUCUCUGGUAG
Messenger RNA from Symbiodinium natans, 1119 nucleotides. Lineage: Eukaryota; Dinophyceae; Suessiales; Symbiodiniaceae. The record is from the annotation of a GenBank genome assembly.